This is a messenger RNA of Entelurus aequoreus (snake pipefish), 1825 nucleotides long. Its product is annotated as cytochrome P450 2K4-like. Gene Ontology annotation, molecular function: oxidoreductase activity, acting on paired donors, with incorporation or reduction of molecular oxygen, reduced flavin or flavoprotein as one donor, and incorporation of one atom of oxygen; iron ion binding; heme binding. The record is from RefSeq and is a predicted model, not a curated record. The transcript has 9 exons. Gene Ontology annotation, biological process: xenobiotic metabolic process. Gene Ontology annotation, cellular component: intracellular membrane-bounded organelle; cytoplasm. The coding region runs from base 83 to 1606 and encodes 507 amino acids. NCBI's taxonomy places the organism in Eukaryota, Metazoa, Chordata, Actinopteri, Syngnathiformes, Syngnathidae.
CCCGCCCUGUGGGCUGGUCUCCUCUGCAGGGACAGAGUUCUGCUGUGGACCAGCAGCUCACGAAGACAUCGUGGUUUAAAAUAUGGCGCUGGUGGACGUCUUUGUCCCGCUGAGUCUCAGCUCGGUGCUCGGCGCUCUGAUGGUUAUUCUGCUGGUCUAUGUUGUGGUUUCCUCGUCGACUUCCGGCUCGCAGGAGUCCCGCAGGGAGCCUCCAGGACCUCGGCCGCUCCCCCUGCUGGGAAACCUGCUCCAGCUGGACGUCCGCAGACCACAUGAAACACUCUAUGAGAUGUCCAAGAAGUAUGGACCAGUCUACACCUUCCACAUGGGGUCCAAGAAGGUGGUGGUCCUCGUCGGCUACAAGACUGUGAAGGAGGCGCUGGUCACGCACAGCGAAGACUUUGGAGAAAGAGAACCUCUGACCACCGUCAAGGAGUCCAAGCUGGAGCACGGCGUUAUAUGGAGCAAUGGAGAUUCGUGGAAGGAGAUGAGACGCUUCGCUUUGACCAAGCUGAGAGACUUUGGAAUGGGCAAGAAGGCUUGUGAAGACAAGAUCAUUGAGGAAUCCCAACACCUCAUUGAUGUCUUCACCAGCCACAAAGGCGAAGCGUUUGACAACACCAAGAUCAUCAACUCCUCCGUGUCCAACAUCAUCUGCUCUAUGGUGUUUGGCAGCAGGUUUCGUUACGACGACCCCGUCUUUACGGCCAUGAUUCAGCGCAUCAACAGGACCGUCCAGAUAAUGGGCGCUCCAAGCAUGCAGUUGUACCAGAUAUUCCCUUGGUUAGGCAAGUGGUUCUUCUCUGUGAGAGAGGAGCUUCGCAGUCUGGGAACCGCCAACCGCAAGCAGGUCAUGGAGCUGGUCCGGGGCCUGAAGGAGACGCUCAACUCGCACGUCAGCAGAGGCUUUGUGGACGCGUUCCUCAUCCGUCAGCAGCAUCAGGAGGAGUCUGGUGAUGUAGGUUACUUCCACGAUCCCAACCUCAUGAUGACGGUGUCCAACCUGUUUGCUGCCGGCACAGAAACCACCUCAACCACAAUCAGAUGGGGGCUUCUCCUCAUGGCCAAGUACCCAAAGAUACAAGAGCAAGUCCGUGAGGAGCUGAAUAGGGUGAUCGGGGAUCGGCAAAUCCAGGUGAAGGACAGGAUGAACCUGCCUUUCACGGACGCCGUCAUCCACGAGACCCAGAGGCUGGCCAACAUCACCCCUAUGGCGCUUCCCCACAGGACCAGCCGGGACGUGACAUUCCAGGGUCACUUCAUCAAAAAGGGGACGACAGUGCACCCUCUCCUCAUGUCCGUCCUCUACGACGAAGACGAGUGGGAGAAGCCGCACUCCUUCCAUCCCGCCCACUUCCUGGACAAAGACGGGAAGUUCGUCCAGCGAGACGCCUUCAUGCCCUUCUCUGCAGGUCGCAGGAUAUGUCUGGGAGAGGGUCUGGCCAAGAUGGAACUCUUCAUCUUCUUCGCCACGCUCCUGCAGCGCUUCUGUUUCACUCCUCCACCGGGGGUCUCUGAGGACCAGCUGGACCUGACACCGCAGGUGGGCUUCACCCUCAGCCCGGCGCCCCACAAACUGUGCGCUGUCUCCUGCAUGCGAGCUUAGGUCUACAGAACUUCGGUUAAUAUUCUUAUGAAUAUCAUUGACAGAUUUGGAGGGGAGUUGAUCAAAUUUUUUAAGCAUAAAGACAUUUAUGUUAUUUCCUCUCGGAUUAUCCCAGAAUGACUUUCAGGAAUGUAUAGAAUGACACACAAAGCAAAUUGUACAUUUAAACAUUUUAAUCGAAUAGUAAAUUAUUGUGAAUAAAGAUGAUGUUUCCAUCAA